Molecule: messenger RNA, 684 nt
Organism: Mycena indigotica
Lineage: Eukaryota; Fungi; Basidiomycota; Agaricomycetes; Agaricales; Mycenaceae
Exons: 3
Coding region: 1-684 (227 amino acids)
Source: RefSeq, a predicted model, not a curated record
AUGUACCAUUCGCCAGGCUCUAUUAUAACCACAGCGUCAAUAUGCGAAGUAUCCAUAGGCGUCGGGGCGUCAUCUGUGAUCCCCCCAUGCCUCCCAGCAAGUGCCGGUAGCAGCGUACAACUGAGUUUCAACUCGAAAGUUGGCGCAGCUUUGGUCCUCCCUCAAGGAGCCUCACGCGAAAACUUGCUGCCCGAAUCCCAUUUCCGCGAAUUCGUCCGCCAUCACGCUGAGGACUGGUACAAUUUUGCAGAAGCAUCGGGCUAUCUGGGAGGAGCAGAUACCGACGCGGGGGAGGACCUCUUUGUGGUUACGGGUUGCGACAAGACGUCCUCAUGGGGUAUAGCGACCGCGUCAAGCCUGAGCACAACCGUUGGGUUCUCGCUCAAGCUGGAGUUGGUGGGGUUGGUGGAAGGGAAGCUGGAGCCCAGGUUUGAGUGGCAUCGAAUCACUACAUCAGCUGUUCGGCUGUCGUCCAGUAAGGCGGACGACCUGCAAAACCAGUGUGUUUUCGUCCUAGGUUUCACUAUCCCAAAACAGCGCCGGGGAUCAUGGUGGAAGUAUGCGUUGAACAGAGUUGGAAGGCCAGCGACGCCAACGUUGUCGACCCGUCAUCAGAGGCAAGCGGUAUCCCCAGUGGAGGCAGACGGAUCUGCAUUCACGCAAGUCAAUAGAGGGAACUCAUGA